CCGGACGGCCGGCGAAAUGCCGACCGUGAUACCUACCGCGCACAGCGUGCGCGCAGGCACGCCCGGCAGGCCCAGCGAGUACGCAGGCAGCGUCCGCGCGCCUAGUAACGCGCACGCGUGCCUAGUACUCGGCAGACAAGCAUCGCGAUGCCACAGUUAUGCGUGUAGACGAGCGCAGUGCACGCCAACGCGCACGGCAGCGCACAUCUCUGCUCACCCGCGUAUGUCGCAACGCGUCACAUGCUCAGCAGCGUGUCCCGCGAAGCACGUACGCACGCCAGCAGCAUACUACGCACGCUGGCCAGUCACCACGCACGCCAGCACGCUCAGCAGCGUGCCAGCGAUGCACAGCAGGCCUCGGCGUUGCCCGGCAGCACGUCCGAGUGUCCCACCACCAGAUCACCAGGAACGCCCACAGGCCACAGUGGUCGCUUUGUUUCGCGACUACCAUCCAGAAAAGUUUUCCGGCCAAGGAGAUCCUCGUGUAGUAGAUGAAUGGGUUCAGGGUCUCGAGAUUAUUUUCGAGGUCAUGAACUGCCCCAAUCGUUAUCGCAUGUUAUGUGCCCAGAUCAAGCUGACCGGUGAUGCCAGACUUUUGUGGCAAGCCUAUUGGAGUAUGCAUCCCGGUGAAAAAGACGGUUGUAUGUGGGACCAGUUAAAGGAGCUGAUCCGAGAAAAGUAUUAUCCCUCGUAUUACCGAGCAGACAUGGAGCGCCAGUUCUUGGCACUCACUCAGGGUACUCGUACUGUCGACGAGUACGAAAGAGAGUUCACCCGUCUCGGAGCCUUU
Striga hermonthica is the source of this 790-nucleotide messenger RNA. NCBI's taxonomy places the organism in Eukaryota, Viridiplantae, Streptophyta, Magnoliopsida, Lamiales, Orobanchaceae. The record is from the annotation of a GenBank genome assembly.